AAAGUUACAACCUUCACCAGCUAAGUUUGUUCUCUUCCCUCCACGUACGCCAUUGCACAUUUUUCUUCUGUCUCUUCUUAUUUUAAUAUCAUCCCAACCUCUACACUUGGAGUAGGACUUCGGAAUUAGCUAGGGUGAGGAAAUGGAAGGUGGCUAUGGAAUCUUAUGGGCCUACCUGCUUCUCAUUGCGCCGGCGUACCUUCAGUACGCCUAUGCCCAGGCAACCGCCGAAUCCACGGACAGUCCCUUUCGAUUUGACUUGGACCUUACGCCCUCCACGUUGAUCAUCACCGUCGUCCUCGUGUGCGGAUUCGCCUUGCUUGCGUUCUUCUCCAUCUACAUCAAACAGUGUGCACGGUCGCGAGCCGCGGCAGCUUCAGGAACUGUCAGACCGGAUAUGUCUCCCACUACCGACAGACCCAAACGCCGCGGUCUUGACCCUGCGGUGGUUGAGACCUUUCCGAUACUCGCGUACUCCGCUGUCAAGGGUCUCAAAAUCGGCGGUGGAGCGUUAGAGUGCGCGGUAUGCUUGAACGAGUUCGAGGAUCACGAAACACUCCGUUUGUUACCCAAGUGUAACCACGUCUUCCACCCUUCUUGUAUCGACGCCUGGUUAACCUCCUGGGCGACUUGUCCGGUUUGCAGAGCGAGGCUCACCACGGAGGCCUCCAAAGCCGAUCCAUCACAAGCGACCGAGUCAACGCCGGAAAACUCGACUUCCCAAGUCGGCGAAGGCCAAAAUCACGUCGUGGUUAACGUUGAGGAACUUGAAAGCGGAGACUUACAACAGGCACGCGAGAUCGCAAACGUUCCGGUGAGGCCGGGGAUACCUGAGAAAUUUCAGGAGUCGAACUCGACGGGCGAAUCAGUGGUUCAACCCGGAGAGAACACGGAACGAUACACGCUGAGAUUGCCAGAGGAGGUGAGGAAGCAGGUUCUGGAAUGCGAGCAGCCGGAGAUUCCGAAGAGCCACGGCGUCGUUUUGACCAGAGUAGAAAGUUCCCGGAAAGGUUAUAGAACCGGUGGGGUAAGAGAGGAGUGACGAGGAUCGGUAAGUGGGGACUACGCUCCGUUAAGACGCCGUUAAAAGAAAUAGAGGAGUGACGAGGAUCGGUAAGUGGGGACUACGCUCCGUUAAGACGCCGUUAAAAGAAAUUAACGUGCUGGUUUGAUUGUGAUUAAUCAAAUCACAUCACGAUAAAGGUCUUGAUUUCUUGGGACAAACGAUGAGUAUAAAUUAUAAUAUUUGAUAGUGGCUUCUUGUAUUUUUAAAUUUUAUGAGUGUUCUUUGUUCAUUUCUGCAUGGGAAACAGAUCAUGAUGCUUUUUGGACCGUCCAAAAAUAAUGGGAUGGUCUUUUUGGGAAUUUUCUGUUGUUUUUGGCCUGUUAAAAUAUUUAGAUAAUGCCAACUACUUCUGGCGUUGCUUCAA
This is a messenger RNA of Carya illinoinensis, 1430 nucleotides long. RefSeq names its product E3 ubiquitin-protein ligase ATL6-like. The transcript has a single exon. The record is from RefSeq and is a predicted model, not a curated record. NCBI's taxonomy places the organism in Eukaryota, Viridiplantae, Streptophyta, Magnoliopsida, Fagales, Juglandaceae. The coding region runs from base 143 to 1042 and encodes 299 amino acids.